This is a messenger RNA of Porites evermanni, 9976 nucleotides long. Lineage: Eukaryota; Metazoa; Cnidaria; Anthozoa; Scleractinia; Poritidae. The record is from the annotation of a GenBank genome assembly.
AUGAUUUACUGCGACACAAUGGGGCUUACACAUACGUCGCAAGAAAUCGAUUUUUUAACACGACAGUCCCCGCGGGACUAUCAACGGGAACUUUUUCUAUCCGCCAUGCGCAGAAACUCCCUCGUCUGCUUACCAACGGGUUCGGGAAAGACCUUGGUGGCAGCGAUGGUACUGAGCUGUAUGAAGAAACUUAACCCAAACAAGCUAAUGGUGUUCCUCGCUGACCGAGUCCCACUGGUUUACCAGCAGAGCGAAUAUAUUAAGUCUCAGGUGCCUGAAUUGAGAGUGAAGACGAUGGUAGGUGAAAUGGAACCACCACAGAAGAAAGCCGUCCAUCAAGCGUUAGCAAAUCAGGGAGUUGAUGUUUUAGUCCUGACACAUCAGUUUUUUCUAGAUUUUCUAGCUGACGAGAACAGCUCGAUCAUUUGUUUCUCCAAUAUUUCGGUGCUAGUUUUCGAUGAAGCUCAUCAUUGCCACGGAAAUCAUCCGUACAAACAAAUAAUGGGAUACUAUCGCGACACAUCAAGCAAUUUUAAACCCAUUGUGCUGGGUUUGACUGCCUCACCAGCUGGAGAAGUAACAGUUGAAAGUACCAUGGAACGACUUAAAACAUUGUUAAACAACCUGAACUGUGAAGUUUCAACGCCCACUGAAUUAAAGACCCUAGCAGUAAAUGUUAACAAUCCGGAUACUACGUACAGCAUAGUACCCGACACGAACCCCCACCAGGAUCGCCUCAAGGCAUGCAUUGAAGAGCAUGUUCUUAACUUGAAGACAGCUUACAUCGACGGCGCAAGCGUAUGGCAACGGUCAGAACUUAAUGGACUUCCUUUGUUUUCAUCUAAUUUUAGAGGAGCACUGAGACGACUGAUUGACAGUUGCCAUGGUGACAAAAGAUUGACAAAAACGCUGAUGGCUGGAGAGCACAUCAUGCAGAUGCUCUGUAUUGUAGAUACCUGUGAAAUUCUUAGCUACCAUCAUGCAAUGCACUGCCUCAGAGAAUGCAUAAAUAACAUCACUUAUGCUAUUUCACCAAAGGACCUUGCCCUGUUGGACAUGGUUGGAGCGAACACUACAUUUAGUGAUCUCAAAGACUUAGCAGACAGUUCUGUUGAAGAAGAGGUCGCCGUAUCGGACCGAUAUCGUAUCCUUGGAGCGCUAAUAAAUGAGUUUUUGUGCUGCGCGCAAAUGGAUGAAUCUUCCAGAGGAAUCGUCUUUGUGACAAUGCGCAAAACCGCUUAUAAGCUUUGCGAGCAGAUCAGGACGCUUUCCGGGGUGCCGGAAACGUUGAAUCCAAAAGUUUUUGUAGGGCACGGUCAGGGAAGUUACGACGGAAUGGAUUGGACAGAUGAACAAGAAGUGCUGUUAGAAUGCUUUAAAACAGGCCAGACAAAACUUCUUAUCAGUACCAGCGUUCUGGAGGAAGGCCUUGAUGUACCUGAAUGUAAUCUGGUCAUCCGCUUUGAAGGGGCAGCUUCACUGCGCGCACGUGUUCAAACGAGAGGGCGUGCAUCUGGUCGCCCUGACAGUAAGUUCGUAGUGAUUUGUAAAAAGACGGAAAAACAAGAAGCUGAUGUUGUGGCUCUUAAAGAACAAAACAUGGACGAAGCAAUAAGACGUCUAAUGUUAUGUAAGAGACAAACGCUACAGGCAGAAGAAUAUGGAUGUGAAAUGAAAAGUCUUCUUUCUUUCUUCCCCACAAGUAAAGAAAUUGUUAACACCGAAAAGUAUAAGCCGAGAAUAAAUAUUUCCGUGCAUCAUCUUGGAACUGUGGAGCAUCAUCAACGCGUUAUAGAAUUUUUGGAACAAAGGUUUGAAGUCAUUCAUAUGAAGACAAUCACAGCUUCUUCAACAAGCAGUGACGGAAACGGGCGGAAAAAUUUGAGCUUUGAGCUGCAGCCAAAGGAAGACAAAAUUCGUAAAGAAUUCAGAUCGAAGGAAGAGUUCCUGAAUUACGUGACGGAACAGUGGUGCUCUCACCUGGCGAAUCCUGAAGAAGAACCACUUCCGAUUUGGCUCAAGGCGUCGUUCCCCAAGAAACGUCACAAAGCUGAAGACACUUUUCAUUUGCUGAAGGCAAAUUCUAUGUUUCUCGGGACGUUUCUUACUCGGUGCCAUUUUCGAUAUCAGUGGCCCUCGGAACCCACCCUGCAGAAUGUUCUGAUUUACUUUGAUCACAGCCUCAAGUUAUUGACGAUAGGAUUUAAGACUUAUAAGCUGGAACUCCGAUAUGAAGAACUUGAAGAUUGUUUAAUCGUCAGCAGUGACGUGGCAUCUGACGUAAUCAAUUUUUUUGUUACCAUAAAGCACCCACCUCGAUUGUUUCAAUCUGUUGAUGACCUUUUCCUGGAAGUUGACGGUAACAACGAGCAGGGCCCACUAGAAAAUGACGAUGACGACUUUCUCCAAGUUGAUGUUGAUGAUACAUUGAGCGAAUUGUCGGAUGACGGGGGAGAAUCGAAAUCAGACAGUUUCUCGACUGAUGAAGAGUACCCAGAUCCAAUCAUGAAUUUUCGCGAGCGUCCCUUGCGUCACCAAUACAAUUUUGACCAGAUUGCCUGGGAGAGGGUGCCUGAUAUCUUAAAUAGUGAAAAAGCUUGGGCCUAUUGCUAUACGUACUGUUUUGUACUUUCUAGCAAGGAAUCUUCCCAGAUCAUUCACUUGUUGUCCAGAAUCCAGAAUCGGUUCAACAAAAAUGCAUUUUAUUGUCGCGUGAAGAAAAGCUUUGGCAGCUUUCCAGUUACUAAUACUCCCCCUAAUUUGCCAUUUGAUGUGAAGUAUGCGUCACAGACUGUUCUUUCGUGGCAUCCAGUAAUGCGUGGAAAGAUGUCUUCGACUUUCAGCGAACUUUUGCUAAACAAGCCAAGCAGUGUAGUGUGUGCAGCACUUGAGCAGUUGAAGAAAACUCUGGAACAAGAUUCGUUCUGUGAUCCCGAAAAGGCCUUCAAGGCAUUUCUAGGCCAAAACGACCCUUCAGCUUCCGGGUUUAAAAAGAGGCUCAUCCCAGGCCACUGUGCUCUGAUAAAACGUGCAGUCAUCACCCCAACAAGACUACUACUGUACCCACCGGAAGUCAUGGUGAAAAAUCGCGUACUCAGACAGUACGAAACGGAGAAUUUCCUGUGUGUCAGUGUUCGUGAUGAGGACCUUUCCAAACUAUCUGCAGGACGAGGAAGUCUGGAUCCACUGCUGGACGGCAUUAACCGUAUCCUGGAUGAAGGACUGGACAUAGCUGAUGAACGGUUCCAGUUUUUGGGGUCAUCAAACAGUCAACUCCGUAACCAUAGCUGCUGGUUUGUUGGGCCAAAGUAUGAACCAGAAAUCAUACGUAGUUGGAUGGGAGACUUCAGUCAUAUAAGGUAAGUGCACGAUUUACAGUUAAGUUGUACUGAAAAUGCUGAAGAGAUAAAAGGGCAUCAGAGGCAAUUAUGAAAACUAGGCCGUAACUCUUCAAAACGAUAAAAACGGUGGCUUUAAUUGCCUAAGAAUCAGUGAGAAAUUAGUUAAUACUAAACUUAAGCAAAGAAAGACAAACACCGUUGAGCCGUCACUUUGUCUCAGGCUCUAUUCGAAAAAAAAAACAAAACAUAACAAAAAGCAAUGCGUCCUUGUCUCGUAUACAGAGCAAGACAGCUAAAUAACCUUUCUGGGCGUAUUUUUCUCAAUUCAAGGUGUGUGGCUUCAUACGUGGCUCGCAUGGGUCAGUGUUUUUCUACCUCUAUAGACUCCGUGGGCAUUGGUAUCAGCGAAGGUGCCCAAAGCGAGAAAGAGGACGACGUUAAGACAGUUGACCAGAAAUACUGUUUUUCUGAUGGAAUUGGCAGAAUAUCAAAAGAACUUGCUGCAGAGGUAAGAUUAUAAGUAGAGAUUACUCCAUACACUCCUUAGAAGGUCUGCCUUGCUUCUCAUCGUCUGUCGUACCAUGAGCGACAUAUUUGCUCCUUCCGCGUGGUGCAUGGUAGAAGGGGUGGCCCUUGUUUGCCUGGAAACGGUCAAGCCGCUGUUUGAGGCUGUCAUUUUUUAUUUUAAAGUUUUGUUAGAAGCCACGUCUCUCCGUACGGUUUGUUUUUAGGGCUUACCUCCUUAGGUGUUCUUUUUUAAACUGCUAUUUAACCGAUAGCUGGACUAUACGUGAGUCGUCUAGAAAACCUUAAAAGUUCGCAGAAAUUCUGGCCACCCGCACAUAAAUAAAAAAAGAGAACUUCAAGGAAAAGCCAUCGUGACUUUCGUCAAAUAUUUAUCUUUGUUUUUGUUUAUUGUAGGUUCUCAAGAAAAUUGCCAAGCCGUUCAAACCAUCUGCCUUUCAAAUUCGAUUUUCUGGCUUUAAAGGUGUCCUUGCAGUAGAUCCGAGACUUCCAGGCAAACAGGCCAUCUUCCGUCCAAGCAUGUGCAAAUUUGAGAGUUUCCAUCGCAGACUUGAAGUAUUGCAGACGUCUCGACCCCAGGUCGUUUAUCUCAACCACCAGGUGAUUAUGCUGCUUUCCAACCAGGGUGUGUCAGAUGAUGUUUUUAUUCGACUGCAGAGCAAAAUGUUGGAGAAACUGGCAGGUAAGGUGCUUCCAAAGAGAAAAGUGAAUAAUUAUACUCAAUAAGCCUAAUCUUUAAAUGCGUUUGGCCGAUGGAGAUUAUGACAAAAUUAUAACUAUUUUAGAAUGAUGAAAUGAAAGUCACGUUUUCCGCAAACGGCAAACGUCAGAUUAAAGUUUAAAAUUACUCAAAUUGGGAAAUAAGCAGACAUAAACAGCUCACAACAACUUUUAUGGAUGAAACUGGCGACAACUACCACUUUUUGUAGAAAUAAUUAACAGCAAAGAACAGGAAAAGAGAAAAAUUUGGCAGUACGUGGGACAAAUUAGCGUUUGCCCUUUGCUGUAAACGUUACUCUUUUAAAAUAGAGAGGUUAAGUAUCACGUUUUCGUCAAAACGGCGACCAAGUUUCCCCUUUACUUGUCGUUUACUGUUCAUAACUUCUACACAUAAAUGAGUAGUUUCACACAAUUUCUUAUCCAUAAGAAUUUUUGGAGCUGUAACAGUUAUCAGCUCAUUUUCUACGUUGAGAAAUUCUCAACUUGAAUCUGGCGAUUGCCGUUCGUAGUGUACCUGGGCCUGGUUCCUGAAAGGUCGAUUAGCAGUAAGCCAGGAUUAAAACUUUGUUCCACUUUCUGUAUUUACCUUCCUAUGCAUUGCUUAGAGUAACAUUUUGUGUUAUCAGUUCUUUUUGUCGAGGUAAAGAGACAACAGUAUUUUGUAAGCUCUAGUUACAUGUUCUUAGACAAGAAAACCUUGCUUUAGACUUGGUUUAAUCCUGGGUUAAACUUAACCAUCUUUCGAGGAACCAGGCCCUGAAGCUUGAACUCUCUAAUCCCUCUACUGACUGAAAAGAAGUCCUUUUUAUCGUGAUUUUCUUAUCAGGAAUGCUUGUUAAUGAGAACGAUGCUAUCGAGCUGCUGGGUACUGGAGCCAAAAUGGGCGUGUCCUAUAAAAGUUUAUCAAGCUCGGGAAUACCGCUGACAACGGAGCCGUUCUUUAAAUCCCUGCUUGUUGCUAUGUAUAGAAAUCACAUCCACGAGCUACUCUCCCGAUCCCGAAUCCUUCUGCCACCAGAGGAGGCACGUUUGAUGAUGGGUAUAAUGGACGAGCUUGGUGUACUAAAACCAGGACAGGUUUGUUGCUUUCUUUGCAACUUUUGUUUAGAUAUUUCUAGUAAGUGCGAGGAUUUAUUGCAUUUUUCCUGAUUCAGUCUAGUGUACAGUCAAACAUGUAUGUGUAACGCAAACUCGCAUCUAGCUGUCGCAGUCUAUUAUACACUCUAUUAAACUGCCAUAACGCAUUCAGUUUAUGAAGUGCAGAAAACUAGUCUUCCCUAGUUAAGUACUAGCAUUCUGCAAACUGGUCUUUCCUUUAAAUUCUCAAUUAAUUUGUUUGUUUCUUGACCGUCCUAUUAAACGUAAUUAGGUGUAUAGUUUUUCGAUUUAGGUUAAAAGACACCGGCAACAUCACACCGCAACAUCCCUGAUUGGUCUAUCAUCUUUUGAUCCAAAAAUAAACAAGUCAACACAGACUCAGCUAUUAACGUAACUCGUCCUCUUGUUUAAUAAUGAGCUUCAUGUACCAACAGAACUCACACGUUAUUCGACGUCUAUUUAUAAAUUAGGUCUAUGUGCAGUAUUCUGAAGUUUCCACCCGUGUAGAUUGCGAGGACCAGUUCAACACGAGCAAGAAACGUGUUGUUAGGGGACCUUUAGUAGUGACCAGAAAUCCAUGCUUGCACCCAGGAGACGUUCGCCAACUUGAAGCUGUUGACGUCCCCAAACUUAGCCAUCUAGUGGACUGUGUGGUUUUCCCUCGACGUGGUUCGAGACCUCACUGUAAUGAAAUGGCAGGUAGGGUUUGGGUAGAAAGGGUUUGGGAAUGGGGUAGCUUUCUUAAAGCAACGGAAGUUCUUCCUUCCUUCGUACUCUUCCCUUGAAUAUGUCUUUACACUGUGACAGUGUGUUUGAAGCCUCCCCUCAGAAAUGUUUGUUGCUAGUAAUUACGGACCCUUUACUGCCCCACGCAUCAAUUGCACUGUUUGUGCCACGUUCAUUCUUGCCCAAUUUUGCGUGUUAAGUAAAUAAGUGCGACUACUAAAUGAAUACUUACAGUAUAAACCUAAAAAAGGUUAUUUUCAUGCAUGUGUAAGAACCAGUGCGAACCUACUCAAGACAUUCUUGGCCUAUAAGCAGCCAAGGCGUGCUAUCAUAAAUUUAAUCUCUACACGUCGCGUACGCAAUCUUCGAGUACCAGCUUUGAUUGAAUUUGGACUGAGUGCGGUUUACAAUGUAGUUUUAUCGUUGUAUUUCUGUCUUUUAUCGGCAAUAAUUAUCAUUCCAAUACAGACAGAUGAUUGGGAGCAAAUGUCGCUUGAUUGAGGAUACUAUUUGUUUUUUAAAAUACAAUGCAAUCAAAGAAAAUAGGGGAUAAAUGUCUUGAUCGCAAGGUAAUAGUUAAAAAGAGUGCUCAUUCCAAUUUUAGGUGGUGAUUUGGAUGGGGAUCUCUACUUCGUGUGUUGGAACAAAGACUUGCUACCAAGGAAACCAAAUUUCCCGCCGAUGGAUUACCAAGCCCCGGAAAAGCAGGAACAAACGCAACCAAUCACAGCCGCCGACAUGACUAAGUUUGUGGUCGACUACAUUCGCUGUGAUCAGUUAGGAGUGAUUGACAACGCGCAUAAAGCGUUAGCAGACCAGGAGAAUGAUGGUGUUGAAUCUAAAGUUUGUCUACAUUUGGCAGAGAUACAUUCUUUAGCAGUAGAUGCGCCUAAAACAGGCAAGUGGCCCAAAAUGCAGGGCAUCGGGAAGAUUAAGGCAUGCCCUGAUUUUAUGAUGAAACGUGAUAAACCUAGUUACCCAUCAGACAAGGUUUUAGGAAAGCUCUACCGUCGCUGUCGAAAGUUUCAAGACGCAGCGUCUGAAAAGUUUGACCAGAAAAUGAGGAUCGACAAGUCUUUACUCCUGCAAGGUAACGACAGGUAUAUUGAAGAAGCCAGAGAGUCAUACCAGCAGUACCGAGACAAAAUGCAGGUUCUAAUGAGUUUGUACGGCAUUGAAUCCGAGGCCGAAGUUUUCACUGGCUGCUUUCUAAAGCUUCGAAAUCGCCUGAGUAAAGAGAAAACAGAGAUUGCAGGAAUCGUUGGCUGCAUCCUCUUUGAGAUGCGGAUGGAAUUCCGAAACCAGUUCUUCCACGACUUCAAUGUGAAUGGUCAGGAUUUGUUGGACAAUGAGGAUAUCACAGAUGAGAUGCUGCUUAAAGCUUCAGCCUGGUACAAUGUGGCCUACACGCAUGCUCAUGACCAGGCAAAUGAGUCAGAACCAGGUCCCCAGAAACGUUUGCUCGGUUUUCCAUGGUUUGUUAAUGACAUCAUACUUGCUAUCAAAAACCUCAAACAACCGCAUCACUUCUCCCAGAGCCUGGACGUUAAUACAACUGUAGGUGAGAAUGUAGCCAGACUGUUUAAUGAAGAAAAGACCUGGAUACUUGAACAGCUUUUAGAAAGAGUAAGAACCAAAAAGUCGAUUGCGCGGCAUCUAAAAGGCGUUUUACCACAGCAUUCGAUGAUUAUGACUGGUUCCUCAGCCACGCUUCUAUUUCACGAACAUUCAGACCUGGAUAUCUGCGUGUUACCACAGAGUACCCAGAAAUUGCAUGGUGUUCCUGUUAUUUCACAGGAAAUGUAUCACAAUACACCAUUCCUCUCGGGCCUUCUGGAAGAAUGUAACUGGUCGAAACGGUCAUUUGAUCCAAUUGACUCAGUUGAAAAGCAUGCACAUCCCUCUAAAGUGAAUGACAUCCCUGUUAAAGACCAAGUGAAAUCACUCGAGAGGCUGAUACCACACCUAAAAGGGAUUAAGGUGCAAAAAGGGGAAGAGGGGGAUCCUAAAAAUCUAUUUCAUAAAGUUGGCCUUGUCGGCAAAAGGACGUUUCCGGUAAGGAUGCUCUUUCUGUUAUUACAAUCAAACAUUCCAUAAGCGAGCACUCUAAACACCCAGCCUAGCUGGUCACAGACACAGUCACCACAGUCACAGUGAGAUAAUAACCUUAUUUUGAAUUAUCUCAGCCUUUCUGGAAUCAGAUGUUCAGAUGUUAAGAAUUGGAAGCUGAAUAAUGCUACCGAAUGGAUAAAUCACUAACAAGGAGAUACCGGUUUUAGCUUCCCUUAGUUGUCCAUUUUUCGCUAUUAACGUUAUGAACAACGGGACUUGAUGUCUCCAGGUAAUGCUCUUAAGUAGAACAAAAUAUGUGUAAAUCUUUAAUCUAACUGGAGCUUCCUACAAAAUCCUAGCCACUGACUUACUUUUUAUUUUUAUUUUUUUAGGUCCUUGUUUGCAAGCACCCCACAGGGAAGUUGUUAAAUGAAACCAAAUGCUCCCCCAAUCUUGUUUGCGAUUUGAUUGCUUCUCCAAACAGUUUGCCAAUUGGAGUUCUUUUGUCAAGCUACGUAAAGUCCUUUCCUCAACUCUUGUUAGUUCUCCGUGUCAUUCACCUUUGGUGUUAUGUGACAGGCCUGUCACGAAACAAAGCUGGUGCUGGAAACACGUCGAAUCUAAUGGCCUCCGUGCUUCUAUUUCAGUGCAUGCGCGAGGGACAAAUUCAAAAUUUCAACGAAGAUCACAUUACCUCAGAGGUACGUAAACUUGUACGAGGAGGGGUGACAGAAAGUAGCAUGUACGUGGAAUGGGAAAAAGUAAUUCGCCUUCUUGCUGACGAUGCUGGUGAAAACGCAAAUAGCACACACCUCCCCACCCCCAAACUUGGUGAAAUGCUUAUGAGGUUUUUUAAAGCGCACAAGUCGUUUUUUGAAGAAGAGGUUCCAAACCCCUUGGCGCGUAUCUUGCGCGCACGUAAAUUUGCAGAUCUGUUGGAGAAGGACCACGUGAACUUGGUGAUGGAACAUAUGCGCCGUGCUUAUCAGCUGUUAGCACUUUAUGGUGAUGUGCAAAUAAUGUUGGCAAUAAGUGGUUCUGAAGAUUACAAUGUUAUUUACUUAUCACCUCUCCUUUCUUCCUUCUUCGCCGGUGUCGAGAAAAGUAAGGCUCUAGAAAUUGCGAGGAAGACUGGGGCAAGGAGUGUCGUUAUCCGUCCCAAACUCCCUCGAUCACGCAAUUCAGCUAUCUUAGAGGUGAAGGGAAGUGAACCUACGAUUCGCGCAGUGGAAGUAGAGCUUGAAAGAAUGGAAAAACAGGCAUCACGUGACCGUGUAUCACUGAUGAGCGGCUGUUUCGUGGAAGAUGCAAGUGUUGUCUUAUAUGAGGGGAGUCGACACGAAAAUGAUCACGUCUCACUGACACCAUACGAUGGGCCAUGUCAUCAGACACAUGAUAGCCUUGCACGUCAUGUAGCCUUGGUAACCAACCCUACUUGCAGUGAGUAUCUGCGUCGACGAUUCACAGAGAAAUUCUUUCAGCAACUUAAGGUAUGUCAACCUGUUACUAUUUAA